CAUUUUCUGUGUUAGUUUCGUAAAAGUUAAAUGUUUCGUAAUGCGAAUAGAAGUCACUGUUUUAUAAUAAGAAAAAAAUAUGGCUCAUAGAUAUAUGGUGCUCGCUAAAAGAGGAGAAAGGCUCUUACAAAGUACAUUAUCCAGAGGAUGUUCAGUUUAUCAGUUAAGACGCAGCAUUAGUUUGUUCACAAAAUUGUCACGUACAAAAGGUUUCCGAGGUUUAUUGGAAGAAUUUCAACUCUGGAACAAGGAUGUACCAAAAGGAUUUGAAAAGUAUUUCAAAGAGGGCAAAUCAAAGGCUCCACCAAGAAAAGAAACAAAGGUGGAAAAUAAAGAUCCUCCUUUGCCUCAGCGUUCUUCAAGAUCCUCCAGUAAAAAGACAUCUAACAACCCGUUUCCAUUUCUAGAAUUCAAAGCCAAAUUUGAUCCAAAAAGACCUAGGACACCUGAUCAGAAUAUGUACUAUUUGAUUGGUCUAGGAGUAGGUCUGUUGAUGAUUGGAUCCUUUCUGAAUUCCUCCCGCUACAGAGAAAUAACAUGGAAAGAAUUUAUAAACAACUAUUUAUAUAGAGGCAUGGUAGAAAAACUAGAGGUCCAUGACAAAGAAUGGGUAAAGAUCAAAUUACUUCCUGGAUCACAGGUGGACCCUGGGUCUGUUUUAUGGUUCAGUAUUGGAAGUAUUGAUUCAUUUGAGAGAAACUUGGAAGCAACACAGAUAGAGAAUAAUGUAGAGCCUGCUAAUUUUGUUAAUGUUAUAUAUAAAAAUGAACCAAGCAAAGGAACAGUAUUAAAUAUUCUUUUGACCACAGUUUUACCAAUUGCAAUUUUGAUUUACAUGACAAGAGGAAUUUUGAAGAAUAUGCAGAAAGGUGGUGGUCCAGGAGGAAUGUUUGGAUUUGCCAAAUCUACAGCUAAAGUCAUUGAGAAAAAUAUUGGGGUUACUUUUGCGGAUGUUGCUGGUUGUGAAGAAGCUAAAAUAGAAAUAAUGGAGUUUGUCAACUUUCUUAAGAACCCUAACCAGUAUCUAGAAUUAGGAGCUAAGAUCCCUAAAGGAGCCAUCUUAACUGGCCCCCCAGGAACUGGUAAAACCCUGCUGGCUAAAGCUACAGCUGGGGAAGCUGGUGUACCUUUCAUUACAGUGUCAGGCUCAGAAUUCCUGGAAAUGUUUGUGGGCGUUGGUCCUUCUAGGGUCAGGGAUAUGUUUGCUAUGGCAAGGAAAAAUUCUCCAUGUAUAUUGUUUAUAGAUGAAAUAGAUGCUGUCGGUCGAAAAAGAGGAGGAAAAAGUUUUGGUGGUCACAGUGAACAAGAAAAUACAUUAAAUCAGUUAUUAGUAGAAAUGGAUGGGUUCAACACACAAGCCAAUGUUGUGAUAUUAGCAGCCACAAACAGAGUAGAUAUAUUAGAUCCAGCUUUACUGCGUCCUGGUAGAUUUGACAGACAAAUUUAUGUUCCUUCCCCAGAUAUCAAAGGGAGAGCAUCAAUAUUUAAAGUUCACUUAUCUAAUUUAAAAACCACUCUGGAUAAAAAUGAUCUGUCUAGGAAGAUGGCUGCCUUAACUCCAGGAUUUUCUGGAGCUGAUAUUGCCAAUGUUUGUAAUGAAGCAGCAUUAAUAGCAGCUAGAGAUCUACAGACCACUAUCAUACAGAAACAUUUUGAACAAGCUAUAGAAAGAGUUGUAGCAGGUUUGGAGAAAAAAACACAGGUUUUACAACCUGAAGAAAAGAAAACAGUAGCCUACCACGAAGCAGGUCAUGCUGUGGCUGGAUGGUACUUAGAACAUGCUGACCCUCUACUAAAGGUGUCCAUUAUACCCAGAGGUAAAGGUCUAGGAUAUGCACAGUAUCUACCUAAAGAACAGUUUUUAUACACAACAGAGCAGUUAUUAGACAGAAUGUGUAUGACUUUGGGAGGGAGAGCUUCGGAGGACAUAUUUUUUGGCAGAAUUACAACUGGUGCGCAAGAUGAUCUGAGAAAAGUUACACAGAAUGCCUAUUCACAGGUAGUCACUUUUGGAAUGUCUAAAGAAAUCGGUCAGUUAUCGUUUGAGAUGCCUGAGGAGAGAGGACAGAUGUCAUUUGACAAACCUUACAGUGAACAAACAGCUCAGAUGAUAGACCAGGAAGUCAGAGAAAUAGUCAAGACAGCUUAUAAACGAACAUAUGAUCUACUUACAAAAUAUAAAGAUGAUGUAGAAAAGGUGGCACUUAGACUUUUAGAGAAAGAAAAGUUAGAUAAAGAUGACAUGGUAGAAUUACUUGGAAAAAGACCGUUUGCAGAAAAAUCAACUUAUGAAGAAUUUGUAGAAGGAACAGGUUCAUUUGAAGAAGACACCACAUUACCAGAAGGCUUAAAAAGUUGGAAUAAAGAGAAACAAGCUCCUCCCCCAAAGACAGAGACUGAGCCAACACCAUCUUCUUAACUAGUCAUAAUAGUUGUGUGAUUCAUUCAUUAUAAGUGUCACAUGAUAACCAUGUGACCAUUGGAACCAGUAUUGAUUGGUUGAUCUGGGAUGACCUCAGAUGAUGCUUAACAUAAAUAAACUGCAAGAACUUGAUACAUGUCAAACAUGUUAUGUGAUGUUACAAACUCAUUUGUGAACUAUGUAUAUUUAUUCUCUGAAUUAAUGAAUUAAUGUGGAGAAUGUAACUUAUUCUUACAGAUUAUUGUCAUACUAUUGCAAUAAGAGUCUGGAAACAAUAGUUGUAAUAAGAUGAUAAAUGUUCAUCAGAAAUUAUAUUGAAAACUGUUUUUCAAGACUCGAAUCUUUCAUUUGUUAAGACAAUAGUAAAAAAAUAAAACUUUUUUUGAAAAAA
Molecule: messenger RNA, 2813 nt
Organism: Mytilus trossulus (common blue mussel)
Lineage: Eukaryota; Metazoa; Mollusca; Bivalvia; Mytilida; Mytilidae
Product: AFG3-like protein 2
Exons: 19
Coding region: 80-2419 (779 amino acids)
Biological process (GO): mitochondrial protein processing
Cellular component (GO): m-AAA complex; membrane
Molecular function (GO): metalloendopeptidase activity; ATP-dependent peptidase activity; ATP hydrolysis activity
Source: RefSeq, a predicted model, not a curated record